UCAAUUUCAGUGGAUUUUUGACGUUGCUGAUACUUGCGCGUUUUCAUUACUCUUCAUCAAUGUAGUGCUUAGGUUUCCAAAAUGUGUCUAAUAUAAGUAGUUCUAGGAAAAUAAACAAAUCAAAUCUUAAAUGACGCCCACGAAGACCACAAAAACUGAAGUAGAAAUGGUGAUACGGAACAGAAAAACUGUGAUGAAAGACGGGAUUAUGACGAUGUCGGGGAUCGGUGAGCCGUCUGUUUUCCACGCGCUAGUGGUUAUCUUCCUCGAGUUCUUCGCGUGGGGCUUGCUCACCAUGCCCAUCAUCUCCGUGCUGAACGCCACCUUCCCGGAUCACACGUUUCUAAUGAAUGGACUCAUAAUGGGAAUCAAGGGCAUUCUGUCGUUCCUAUCCGCUCCGCUGAUCGGGGCGCUCUCCGACGUGUGGGGCCGAAAGUUCUUCCUGCUGGUGACGGUGUUCUUCACGUGUGCGCCGAUUCCGCUGAUGACGAUCAACACCUGGUGGUUCUUCGCCAUGAUCAGCAUCAGCGGUGUAUUCGCGGUCACGUUCUCGAUUGUGUUCGCGUACGUCGCGGACGUGACGACGGAGGCGGAGCGCUCGCGCGCGUACGGGCUGGUCUCCGCCACCUUCGCCGCCAGCAUGGUAAUCUCGCCUGCGCUCGGCGCCUACCUCAUGGAUCUCUACGGCGAGGCUUUGGUCGUGGCGGCCGCCACUGCCGUCGCCGUUUUAGACGUCUUCUUCAUAAUGGUGGCCGUCCCUGAGAGUCUGCCUGAAAAGGUCAGACCGAGUGGCUGGGGUCCCGCUAUAAGCUGGGAACAGGCCGACCCCUUUGCAGCACUAAGAAAAGUUGGAGCAGAACGUACAGUGUUAAUGUUGUGUGUGGCAGUGUUCCUCUCGUACUUACCCGAAGCCGGACAGUAUUCUUGCAUAUUUGUGUACCUAAAACUUGUGAUGGGUUUCGGUGUGGUGCAAGUGGCAAUCUUUAUUGCAAUUGUGGGGGUGCUCAGUAUUGGGGUGCAGGUGGUGCUGGGAUUCCUCAUGCGGUCGCUGGGAGCCAAGCACACAAUCAUGGUGGGGUUGUUGUUCGAGAUGCUGCAGCUGAUGUGGUACGGAUUCGGCAGCCGCACUUGGAUGAUGUGGGCGGCGGGCGUGCUGGCGGCGCUGGGCUCUCUCACGUACCCGGCCAUUAGCGCGUACGUGUCAGUCAACAGCCGCGCCGACCGGCAGGGCGUCGUGCAGGGCAUGGUGACGGGCGUGCGCGGCCUGUGCAACGGGCUUGGGCCCGCCAUGUUUGGCGUCAUCUUCUACCUGUUCCACGUGGACCUGAACGAGGAGCACGCAACCGCCGGUCGCGACCAGGAGGACAAGUACGUGCGGCUGGUGCCCGGGCCGCCCUUCGUGCUGGGCGCGCUGCUGGUGAUCUGCGCGCUCUUGGUGGCGGCUUUCCUGCCAGAAGACGGCGCAGCGGCGCGGCGGGCCUCGCCCGAGCUGCGCUUCGAAGUGGAGCGUGGGCGGCGGCUACCGGGCCCGCUGUCGCCGCUCAUGGCGCCCGAGUCAGCGGCACUCUAGCUGGCGGGCCGGGCCGGCCGCGCGGCCAGCGUGUGACUCGAGUGUGGUGUGGUGGCGCCCAGCGCGCCCUCGGUGCAUUUACGACGUACCAAAGCGAACUUCGAGUGAAGUGAGUCCUCGCCGACUACGUUGACGACAUUCCCGUACGUAACCUCUGCUUCAUCGUGUUUUUUAAGCUUUAUACCUAUUUUUAUAUACUUUGGGACUCCUUCGGAGGCUGUACAUAUUUUGUCUAAAUAAAAUCAUGAAAUCAUCGUAUGAAGCCUCUUGUUUCAUGUUUCGAGCCGAGCAUCACACAACAAUUUCUUUAGUCUGAUAUGAUUGGACUCUAAAUGAGUCAUAACCACAAUAGUCCAUUUUAUCAAUAAAGUUACUCAUGUUAUCACGAAUUGCACAACAAUACUCGUUGAAUAGAUAGGAAAUUAUUCAGCAGAUUUUUCUUGAUUGGUACUUCAGUGAUGUGAAAAAUAACACAAACUAAAUUAAUUAUGUAAAUUGAUAUAAAACAAUAUAAGCUCAAUCAACCGGAGGGAUUAUGGAACAUACUCCACCACACUGUUCCAUUUCAGGUUGGUGGAGGUAUUUGGGAGGUAUGUGCGUUCCGAAGCACGGAAUUAUCUUACUUAUUUGGAAAAUCAGAUGAUUCAAGCUUGCAAUGUUCUAACCAAACCUGGUACUCCAGAUCGCGAGCACUACACUAUAACUAUUAGACCGAGACUGUAAAUACUGACUAUGAUUAUUCAUAAUGUCCACAACAUUGUAAUUUUACCAUUAUUACAUGAAUAUGUAGGUAAUUAAUACCAUUAUUUUCUAAUAUUAUUAUUUAGCUGAAUAUGUGACACAACCCCAACAUGACUAUUUGAAAGAUUGCAAAUGUUUCAAAAGAUCUAAAUGUGUCUUUGUGGGUGUCAUUUUGGCUUCCGACUUUGCGUACUGCAUUUAAGUUUCAACUUUCUUUAACCUUUUCUUCCGUGAUUGAUUUCCAAAGUAAUGAUUAUCGUUGUGAGGUGAUUAUUAAAAAAAUAAAAAGGGUUUAAUUCUUUUACAAAAUUUAUAAUAUAUUAAUACCCUCUUCCAAGUAUAUAAAUAGGUAGAGAGAUGGAUAUAAAUCAAAUGAUUAAAAAGUUAACAAAAUAGAUUUCUGGUGAUACCAGAAUAUGGAGCUAUUCAAGUUCAGCUUGUGUUUCAUUGUCGUGUAAAAUCAAUAUGUUAGUCUACAGUAAGAAGAGCCUUAACCUUAUAUUCCAUAGAUAAUUAUAUGCUAAAAACAACAUAAUUAUAUGCUAUUGAAUAUAGUGAUUUCAAAUAAUUACAUAAUAGGUAUUUUCGUGGUCUAAGUUGAGUGUAGCAGUCUGCACCAAAUAUCGGAGGUUUAGUCUGACCUUGCCUUGAAAACAAUUAAAACUUCAACUAAGCUUAAAUACGAAAGAUAUUUACUGACUGGCGACUGGAAUAUCAGCGAGCUUAGCACCGUAAGCGCGCGACUCUUUCUCGCCUCGACAUACGUCACCCGUCACUCUCUCACAGUACUGCACAGAAAGAGACAUGUCUCCCGGAGAGAAAAAGUCUCGUGCUUAACGGUGCUAAACCCGCAGCUCACAGCCCAAAGCGCGGAGCCUGGAGUGUUGAAGAACUGUUUUUUUUUUAAAAUUCAAAAGCUAAAGGACACGGACAAAGUUUCGAACAACGGCUAGACAUCGAAAAACCUUGACUUCUCAAUAACAAUAAACAGAACAACCAACAUUUUAAACGCCUCAGUAUCUCCCACAAAGAAUACAUAAAAUAUGCACACGAUGUAACUAAAGUACCUACACCUCACCUUUCUGUUAGACCAACGUGUUAGGUGGUGAGCCGUAUCGCAUUCAAUAAUGGUCGAGCCAACUGUGUUAUUGUAUGUGUGUCAGGAUCUCCCAAGUUGCCCGAAUUACCUAGUAAUCGUAAAUUACUAUGCACAAGGUCACUGACCCUGUAGUCAUGACUAUGUAACAUGUUGACUAUGAACACGCGUGGCCACGAUAUUUCCCCAGGGCUAGGAGCACGCAAAUUGCCAACUCUAGAGUUUAGGUCUAGCCAUUUGGACAUUUGUCAUGUUAACCUGCGGCCGUGGAGUGCCAAAAAAUCCGCAACAAAAAGUUCAACAGAGAUCGAAUUGUGUUUAGUAUUUUAUUUUUAUAAAGACUUCGCAGCCUUGCAUUUGCUAGGAAGAUUUAUAGGCACUAGACCGUGACGUGGUUAGAAAACGAUUUACUGUCGUAAUGAAAAGGAUUAUUUUAAACAACAAUAAAUUCUGAUGGUAUCACGCUUCUAUGGGUCUCCCCUACAGAGGAAACAUUUGCGUUUUUCCUUCCUCAUGCCAAUAACAUAAAUAAACCUCAUCUAAUGAAUAGACGGUAUUAUUCGUAUGAAGUACAUACAACGCUUUUCCAUUAAGGAUCGGUGCAGAGACAUCCAGACUAUUCCAGACCUAACUCAAUUUAGAAAUAUUCGUUUUCGAAAUUGACGCGCCCGGAAAUCGAACCCAGGUCCUCUUACGGUUAAGGUCUAGCCAUUACACCACAGAGGUCGUCAUUUCUUUCGUCUUUUUCUACUGUAGAUAUUGUCCUAACGUCCUAAGUUACCAGAUUUAGCGAACGGACUACAUACAUUCGAUCACGCCUAUUCCCCAUUGGGGUAGGCAGAGCCCACGGAAUUCCACUUACUACUGCAGCAAACAAUCUGAUUUAUAAAAUGUCUAAAAGACAACUAAUUAUCAGUUAAUUAAAAUAACACGGUACAGUCAUAAGCAAUAUCAUGUACCCACUUUAGAACCCUGUCGCACUAUCAUGUUUGGGUUAAUAUCAAAAUUUCAAGUUUGGUGGCGAAAUUUCAUAUUAUUUUUUCGUGAAAAAUUGGGUUCCGACAUGAAAAAGGAUCCUGGGUUCCUGGGUUCUGGGUCAAUGGAUCCUUUUUCAUGCCGGAACCCAAUUUUACACGAAAAAAUUAUAUGAAGGUUCGCCACGAAACUUGGCACAUUUUGAUUUUCACCCAUUUAACAUUUAAUGAGACUUAUGGUUUAAUUUGUCAAAAAAAAUAAUGUGAUAUGGUUUCAAAGUGUAUCAUAUUAGUACUCGUGACCGUACAAAAUGUUUCAAAUGCAAGAAAAUAAUAACAUUCCCCAAAUAUAUUUAGAAUCUUCAGGAAAACAGAUAAAAAGCCGCCGGGCACAAGUUGAAUUCUAUAAAAAUCUAGUAUAAAUAAAUGUCUGCGAUUCAGUAAAUAUCUGCGCCUCGAAGUGACAAGCAAACUGGCAGUUCCCGGAUGUUUAGUCAAUAUAAUGUUGGACUCGCAACCAUGAUGCCUUUACCUGUUAAGUAUAUUGAAACUCAAGGGCGGAUCCACGGGGGACGGUUAUGGGGGUCAUGACCCCUCCUGGGCGACAGGUUGGGCCAUGGGCAGACACUGCAAUUUUAUCUAAUUCUCUACGGAGAUAGGCUGUCUGCAACCUGGUGACUCUGACAUAAAGCUGGAUCCCCUCCUGUGGAAACUAGUCUAUUUUUUAAUAUUAAAGAUAACAUAAAUAUACAACACUAUCCCGAAGGAGUAGACAAAGGUGUAUAGGAUGUACGGUCACGAGUAUUAAUAUGUAUACACUUUGAAACCAUGUCACAUUAACUUUUUUGACAAAUUAAACCGUAAGUCUCAUUAAAUGUCAAAUAUGAUAGUGCGACAGGGUUCUAAAGUGGUUACAUGAUAUUGCUCAUGACUGUACUGCUCACUCCUCGCGUCCUUGCUUUUUUAAUAUCUUCUAAACAUAAAAUAAAUAAAAUAAAUUAACUUAUAUACCUAUCAGCCCAUAGACAGUUGCAAUUUUACUUCGAAUAUCUUUUUAAAAUGUAAGCAAACGCUAAGAGAUUGGAAAUUCAACGCAUAAUUCGAUGCGAAAUCGCAGCAAACUGCUAGUUUUUCACUAUGAAGACUAAUGUCAGCCAAUCUCCUUCUGUCACAAAACAAAUAUUGUUCUUCAGACGAUGGCAGAAACAUAAAGUUCUAUGCGGCUUUUGAACCGUUUUCGUUCGCCUCUAAUUAGAUUUUUAUCUUUAUUGGCAUUGUACUAUGACGUUAAUCGAGUUAUAAGUUUGUGUUUUGUUACCAAAUUAACGGUCAUAACUAAAAUAGACACGAGUCAAAAUAAGUUCGCUUGUCACCAGCUGAGAUAGUAACAUAAAUCGAGUAAAAUAAGUGCGCCACCUAUUUGUGCUAAUCGCGCGCCAAAUAAGCGCACUGUCCGCCCGCCCGCUCGCUAGUUUUGUUCUUUAAUUAAUAAAAUUAUUUACAUCAUAUCCUAUAUUUCAUGGUCAUAAACCCAGUGUGGAAAAUAUAAACAAAUGACUGGUGGAAAAGUUUCGGCUAUAAUAUAUGUUUCCAAUGGCUAACAAUAGUUUAACUUUAUACUUUACAAACGCGAAUACAGAAUUGCAUGCUAUAGUAAGGAUGUAGGUACUUGUGUUUCCCGUAAUAAACAUCUAUUCUAUUGUGUUUCAAACUACAUUUGACCUGGCAACUCUUCACAGAAUACAUAUCUCUAUACUAUACAAUAUUAGAUAUACUAUUUCUUUGAAGCCUCGGCCUUGGUUAGAAUACCAAUUACGUUCUAGAAUACCAAUUUAUUUUUUGAUUUCAUAUGACCGCAAUAAGUGUAGCAGAGUAUUUAUCGCUUAUUGUGAAACUUAUAUGAGCGAUAGGCUGAUCACCUGACACCAUAUGGUUUAUCAUUAUCCAUCUUUGAACGGAAAGCGGCUGCAACUUCUCUUCUGACUACUUGUGACUCUGCCCAACCCACUAGGUAUUACGCGCGUUUAUGUAACAUUGUGUGGCUUAUAAACUGUCACAAAAUCUUUAUUUGUUCCGUAGGGAACCUUGCGAGCGGAGUCAAAUGUAUUAUAGAUGAUUCACCUGUGUUCUAAGCACAAAUAUGUAUAAAAGUAUAGAAAACGUAAUUACUCUGUGUACUCGUUACCCUAUGUUGCGAUUCAAUUUAGUCUUUUCAUGUUCGUUCGUUAGAUCGUCAGCUUCUUAAAUUAUUUACGUUAAUGUUUUUACAAAUAUUUAGUAUCGAUCGCCAUCGACUCGCAAAGAAGAAGAAUGUUUUUACUACCUAACAUGGAAAAUUCCCAGAAAUUUUGCACUAAAACGUAUAAAUAACUGGCUAUCAUAAAUCAUAUUUUUUUCGUAACGUAGUAAUAUAGUUUCGGGACGUAAAUACGAGUACUAAACGGUAUCUCUUGACUUUUAACGAAAGUUGGAGACGAUUCGCGAUUCAAAAUCACAAUUAACCAUUGCAGAUAAAAAGUUGAGACUUGUGAUAAAUGACGACGCCGCAGUCGCCAAGUCAAGCAGAACACGUCGCAACAAUUUGCCGCAACCUGGCAACACUGUACCAUUACACAGCCGCCAAAGGCAACUGAAAUAAUUUAUACAGAACUUCUAGACUCGCCCCUAUUACAUGGGAUUUAAAACAGGAGUGGGUAUAUACUUACACCUUUGCUUACUCAAAAAAAAUUGCCGUCUUCAUUCGUUUAGCGCUCAAGCUACUCAAGAUGAAGAUGUUUUUUAGUAUUUUGAGUCCCAGUCCCAUAUUUCAUAGUCAAAGAAAUUAUGGGCUAGCUUUAAGUACACUCUGUGCACUACAUUUUUUCUGCCACUUUUUGGAAAAGGUCAUUGGAUAAGGAAUAAUACUAGAAAAGUGAGAUAUUAUAAAACAUAAGUACAAUGCCGUACACUCAAUGAAGAAAUCAUCGCCUAUAAAUGCAUACCAAAACAAAAACGUCACACGAACGAUCCUUCAUGAACUUUCGGGGAAGCGCAUGCGCUUGGGAACUCCCGUCUAUAAUUUCGCUGAGGUUCAUACUUAUACAUUAUGAAGCGAAUAGCAUUUAUACGAAUCACUCUUGAGAAAAGGACAUUAGGUAUGGCGAUAAAAGCUAAAUCGGCAUGAAUAAAUAUAGGAGCGUGCGCACGUUAAUUCCAUUUCCACAUCAAGUUUAACGUUCUCCAAUCAAAAACUUACAUGUUCUAAACAUGAAAACGUGUCAAUGUAUUCCAUUUUCGUAUUUUGAACAUUAUAUUGUUGACUAAUCGCAUCUAAACAUUUUCGAUAAAUAUGUCAAAAUUAUUGUACGAAAUAUUAGAUUACAAGGCUAAACAUCAAAAUCGAUUCUAAUUUGGAUAAUAUUUAAAGUCAAUAUUACAUAAACUUUCGCCUAUUCCCGCCGGGGUAAGCAAAGACUAUGGAAUUCCAUCUGUUUCGAUCCUGACACACUACUCUUGCUUCCUUCACAUUCAUCAAUUGUUCCAUACUCGCACAGCGGUUCAGAGUAGAUCGAACUACUUAAACUUUUCCGUAGGUACCUAAAGUCAAGAUUAUAAGUAUAUUAGGUUCUUAUAUAAUGCCUCCAAUCGAUAAAGUUAUAAUUAGAACAUCUAGUUAAUUCCGCGCGUGUUAAUCUGUGACUAGAAUGUGAUAUGAGACAACUGUCUUCUCCAGUUAUUUAAUUUAGCAGCUGUUUAGAAGUUCAAGGUCUUGCGUCUUGGAGGUCCUAAUUUAUUAUACUAUUAAAUCUAAAUGUUAAUCUGCAUUUAAGCGUCGUACGAUCACGAGUACUAAUAUGUAUACACUUUGCAACCAUGUCACAUUAACUUUUUUGACGAAUUAAACUGUACUCCUCAUUAAAUGUCAAAUAUGAUAGUGCGACAGGGUUCUAAAGUGGGUACAUGAUAUUUCUCAUGACUGUACGCGCUUCAAAACUUACCGCUUUACCGGUACAUAUUAUAACAUAACAUAAGCUCACGACUAUAUCCCAAUUGGGGUAGUCAGAGGCACUUCCAUGACAAGAUGAACUAAGUAUCCACGCGUCACCGAGCUUUCUGUUAAACCAACGUGAUAGGUAGUGAGCUGUAUCGCAGUCUAUAAUGGUCGAGCCAACUGUGUUAGUGAAAAUUGCACUUAAGAUACAUCAAAUAACUCAUUGGUGCAAGUCUG
Pectinophora gossypiella (pink bollworm) is the source of this 8588-nucleotide messenger RNA. Its product is annotated as hippocampus abundant transcript 1 protein. Bases 131 to 1570 code for a protein of 479 amino acids. Gene Ontology annotation, molecular function: transmembrane transporter activity. Gene Ontology annotation, biological process: transmembrane transport. The record is from RefSeq and is a predicted model, not a curated record. NCBI's taxonomy places the organism in Eukaryota, Metazoa, Arthropoda, Insecta, Lepidoptera, Gelechiidae. The transcript has a single exon. Gene Ontology annotation, cellular component: membrane.